AUGGCCACUUUUCCUCCGUUGUAUUGCCCGCUGUUCAUUUCGGCCGUGGGACAAAAAUGACCUUUUCUUACCUAGCCAGAAAAUACCCGGAACUGUUGCCUUAUCUUUGCUUCGCGCAGUGCUGUGUAGCAGCCGACAUCUGUUGAUAUUCGCCGACCGGAUAGAAGGCACAAUGCAAGGCUCAUGUGUGAAGCCCCCCAUAAGCUACCGUAGCGUCGGAACCUACUACGCAGCCGCUCAUUUUCCAGAGGAAGUGCUUCGUUCGGCGCUCUCGUACAAACCACAUCCAGGGGACGUGUUCAUCGUGACGUACCCGAAAUGCGGUACCACGUGGAUGCAGUACAUCGUUCACUACAUCUACACCAACGGCGCACCGAUCACGUCGGUCGAAGACUUCUUACGCAGACAGCCCUGGUUAGAAAGGGUGGGAGCAGAAGGCCUAACCGGUUUGCCCCGGCCCGGCAGUGCCAUCAAGAGCCACAUGCCGUACGACCAAGACCGCGUCUCCAAGCAUGCCAAGUACAUCUACGUUGCGCGAAACCCGUACGACUGUUGCGUCUCCUUCUUUAACCACUUCAAGCACUUCCCCGUGCAUCGGUUUGAAGACGGGACAUUCGAGGAGUUCUUUGAACUCUUCAUGCUGGGUGAGGUCGACUUCGGUAGCUACUUCGAUCAUCUCCUGUCCUGGUACGGGCAUCGAGACGAACCGAAUGUGCUGUUCAUGACGUACGAAGACCUGAAGCAGGACACCAGGUUUUGGAUACAGAAGGUUGCAGACUUCCUCGGCAGUAGCUACGGCGAGAGUCUCCGGCACAGUCCAGAAGCCAUGGAACGAAUUGUGGAAGAGACUGGUGUGGCCAACCUCAGGAGGCUGGUCCAGAUGGAAAGGAAUUAUCAGCGCAAAGUCCUCACGGACACCCCGAGAGAACUGCUGCCGAGGUGGGCCGUUCUUUACCUGGACGUUGCGGGAGACAUGCUGAAGAGGCCGCUCGGCGGAGACUUCGUGAGGAAAGGAGUCGUCGGUGACUGGAGGAAUUACUUCACGGCGGAACAGACCGAAAGGAUGAAACGUAAAGUGCAAGAUGAGUGCCAAGGAACUGAUAUCAUGCAACUGUGGAAGCAUCUAGACAUCUGCUGAAGGCCUGAUUGUAGAUAGCCGAUCUAUUUUUGCUAAGUGAAUAUUUAAAUUUUCCCCGGGGACACAUCGACACGUUUAUGUGUCACAAGCAUGGCGAUCAACCCACAUGGAAAGUAUUUUCUCAGGGCCGUGUUUACCUGGCUGGAAUGAACAUUGAACGGACAACUAGUUAUAAUUUUGUGCGGCAAAAUAUGAGCUGUCAAUUUUAAUUAAAACAACACAAGAUGAGAAACCGCAAAGGAUAAAACAAAGGAUCUACCGCUGAAGUUUGCUGAUGUGGGACUGAAAGCAUCGUUUACGUUCCCUUUGGUCUUUGAACACUCAUUCACGUGUCACUUAGGUAGUUUUUCAUACGAGGUAACAUUACUGAAAUAAAUAAACCCGAAACGCGCUCGACACAUUUCUGUAAGCUUUUAAAAAUAAUAAAAGUUACCGGAAAACAAAAAUACCCCAGAAGGCCGUAGGAGAGGGGGCGAUGCUCCGAGGCAGUCGGAACUAUGGUACGUGAAACCUGUCUUCGAAGGGCGUGUUUGUUCUCACUUACCUGUCGUCUAUUGUAGGUUUCUUUUGUUGGGAAGCCCUGCCCCAUCAAAAGACCCCCUUGUACCGUCGGCGUUCUCAUUCCCAGCACAGGCAUGAUAUGUACUCAGUUCCAUUCCUAGAGCACCAGUCACACUGUGCUCGCACAUCAUACAAAAGAUGAUGACAGAACUACUAAUAUCUGCGGAAGCAUGUUUUCUUCAUUCAUCUGUAUGCUUCAAGCAUGUCCACAGACAAGUUUUGUAUGAAAAAAUGUGACCAUCGUG
Molecule: messenger RNA, 1944 nt
Organism: Ixodes scapularis (black-legged tick)
Lineage: Eukaryota; Metazoa; Arthropoda; Arachnida; Ixodida; Ixodidae
Product: amine sulfotransferase
Exons: 2
Coding region: 173-1138 (321 amino acids)
Biological process (GO): sulfation
Cellular component (GO): cytoplasm
Molecular function (GO): sulfotransferase activity
Source: RefSeq, a predicted model, not a curated record